GUAGAAUAUGUAACAUUGUAGUAGAAUCACCAAGUGUCUGGCUCAAAAUUAACAUUCAGAUUUGGCGCACUCCUCUUUUGUAUGUUUAGGUAGCAAUUGAAUUUCAUCAGUACAAGCACUGACAAGAAUCUUAGAAUCAUAAGAGUGAUCUGGGUUGGAAGAGACCUUAAUGAAGUCUCUUAAUGAGGUAACCUUAAUGAGGUUACCAUGGUGUAACUGCAUCAGUGGACAAGGGAAAAGCUGCUGAUGUUGUCUGUCUGGAUGUCAGUAAGGCCUUUGAAUGAGUUUCCCAUGCCAUCCUUCUCUCCAAAUUGGAAAUAUAUGGAUUUGACAGGUGGGCUGUUCAAUGGAUGAGGAUCUGGUUGUAAGAUCAUACCCACAGAGCAUUGAUCAAUGGUUCAGUGUCCAGAUGGAGAUUGGUGACAAGUUGUGUCCCUCAGGUCAGUACUGAAACUAGUGAUCUUCAACAUUUUCAUCAGCGACACUGACAGUGGGAUGGAGUGCACCCUCAGCAAGUUUACAGAUGACAUCAAGUUGCGUGGUGUGGUCAACAAGCCUAAGAGACAGGAUGCCCUUCAGAGAGACCUAAAUAGGCUCAAGCAGUGGGCCCAGGUGAACCUCAUGAGGUAAAACAAAUCCAAGUGCAAGGUCUUGCACCUGAGUUGUGGCAGCCCCUGCUAUCAGUACAAGCUGGGGGAUGAAAGGAUAGAGCACAGCCCUGCCAAAAAGGGAUGUGGGGGUACUGGUGGUUGGUAAGCUGGAAAUGAGACAGCAGUGUGCCCUUGCAGCCCAGAAAGCCAGCUGUAUUCUGGGCUGCAUCAAAAGAAAUGUGCUCAGCAGGUUGGGAGAGGUGAUCCUGCCCCUCUGCUCCGUGCUGGUGAGAUCUCACCUGAAGUACUGUGUCUAGAUGUGAAGUCUUCAGGAGAGUAGUGGACCUGUUACAGUGUGUCUAGUGGAGGGCCACAAAAAUGAUCCAAGGGAUGGAACACCUCCCCUACGAGGACAGGCUGAGAGCUGGGGUUGUUCAGCCUGGAGAAGAGAAGGCUCCAGGGAAACAGGACAGCAGCCUUUCAGUAUCUAAAGAGGGCUAUAAGAAGGAAGGGGACAGACUCUUUAGCAAGUUUGUUGUGAUAGAACAAGGGGAAAUGGUCUCAAGCUAAAAAGGGUGAGAUUUAGAUUGGAUAUAUGGAAGAAGAUUUGAUAUAAUUUAUUUACAAUUGGAUAUAAGUUAUUCGGAAGAUCUUUAAAGUGGGAUUUGUAUCAUUGACGAGUCCUGUCCAUACUGACAGUUUUUGUGGAGGAGUGUUUUAUCCUGGCUUUUGCCAGUAGAGGCCAGUCACUAUGCUGAGUAGUCAGUUGCCUCAGCAUUUUUCACUUCCUGGAGGCCAGCCUUUCUGGUAGAGCUGAAUUCGUGGUGGGCUGCUGUACAAGGAAUUAAUUGGAUCAUCAAGACAGUUCUUGGUGAAGCUGGAGGGGCAAACAAGAGCUGCAGAAGAGCUGAGGGAAACUGGAGAGACUAGAGGUUAAUGAAAGAGCAGGAAUAUAUUAGGGAAGGAUGAGAGAGAAAUAAGAAGUGAAAUCAUAAAAACAGGAAGAACAGGACCAGAAGGGGUGUUCCCUGGAAAGACUGCAUGAUGGGAAAUGUCUCUGUCUGGAAAGAGCUAUCUUAGGCUUGGUCUUGUCUGCAAAUAUCUUUCAUACUUCGCUGAUCACGGUAUUUUGCCUCCUUUAAUCUGCAACUGGAGUCUUGAUUCAUUUAAGACACAGAGCUACUGAUGAAGGAAGAGAGACAGUGAGGCGUGGGAUGACUUGAGACAGAACUGUUUUGGACCUGAAGAUCAGACAGUGCUUGUUCUGAUCCUCGGCACCACUUCGAACCUUUGGAUAAAAGGAAGACUCGUGCCACUGAAUGUCAGACAAAUUUUCUGAACUCUUACAAGUGUGUGCCCUUUGGAAGAAGUUUGUAGGCCUCAUUCUAUUGGAGGGUAUGUUAUAAUUUUGAGUUUAUAAAGAUCAAAAUCUUAAUGUGAAAUGAGUGCAGACUUCCGCAAACUCCUUUUUGAAAUUUCUGAGGCUUUGGUCACAGAAGAACUGGCAGCUCUGAAGUUUCUCAGCUUGGAGCAUGUCCCUGUGAGGAAGCAGGAAGAUAUUGAGGAGCCCAAAGCUUUCUUUGAAGUGCUGCGGGAGAAAGGGAUGAUCAAGGUGGGAGACCUGUUCUUCUUGAAGGAGCUGCUCUACCGGAUCGAUCGGAUAGACCUUCUGGCUGCCCACCUGGGCUCCAGCCAAGAGGAGAUGGAGAGGGAGCUCCAGAUCCCAGGCAGGGCAAAGGUGUCAGCCUACAGACAACUGCUAUAUGGAAUUGCUGAGGACUUAGAUCCAGAAGAUGUCAGGAGUGUAAAAUUCCUGCUGCAAGAAAAAUUACCAAAGAACAAGCUACAGGACAAUGCUUCAAUGUUGAAGGUAUUAGUGGAAAUGGAAAGAAAUGGGAUAAUUAAGGAAGAUGACCUAACAAUGCUGAAGAGUAUAUUAGAGGCAUUUAGAGAAGACCUAAAGAAAAAAAUUGAUGACUAUGAAGAAAAAACAAAAGAAAAUGAUUCUAACGAAAAACUGAGCUUUCCAGUCUGUGUGUCUAUGCAUCCACGAGGACAAGGAGCAGAGGGUGGGACACCAUUCCUGCUAAUGGAAUCAUAUAAGAUGGAAAAUAACCCCCAUGGUUACUGCGUGAUUCUGAACAACUACCGUUUUCAAAAUCCAGAUGAAACCAGAGAAGGAACAGUGGAAGAUGGAAAGGCUCUGAAGAGAGUAUUUAAAUGGCUUCAGUUUGACACAAUUGAGUACAUGGAUCUAGAAGCAAAGCAAAUGCUUGCAAAAGUUAAAGAAUACAGCAAAAAAGAUCAUAGCAACAUGGACUGUUUUGUCUGCUUCAUUCUUUCGCAUGGUGAAAAAGACAAAAUAAAAGGUGUUGAUCGUGAACUUGUAAAUAUUAAAGAUUUACUCUCCUGCUUCAGUGGAUCUAAUUGUCCUUCUCUUGCUGGGAAACCCAAGCUGUUUUUCAUCCAGGCCUGCCAGGGCUCUGCAGGUCAUCCAGCUGUCACAGUAAAGGAGGACUGUUCUGGUAAUCUUCAGACGGAUGCUAUCCCUCUGCCUUCCAUUCCUGACCAGGCUGAUGUUCUGGUUGGCAUGGCUACUGUGGAAGACUUUGAGUGCUACCGUUCUAUAGAGACGGGUAGUGUUUACAUUCAGUGCCUCUGUGACAAGAUGGAGUUACUUUGCCCACUACAAAAGGAUCUCAUAACCAUCCUGACAGAAGUGAGCAAGGAAGUGGGAAGAAGAGUAUUAAACGGGUGGAAGCAGAUGCCAAAGAUAACAUCAACCCUACGGAAACAGCUUAUCUUCCAAAUUCCACAAUGCCAGUCAACUGAAAAGCAGAAAAAUAAGAAUGUCCUCAAUUAGGAAAAGCUUCUGGAAUGGAAUUCCACAGGGAAUUUAAGAGAACUUGCAAGAGAAAUUGUCUGGAUCCAUGCAGUUAGUUGCUGUCCUGUGAGGAGCCAUCUGACCUACAUUUUUCAAAUGCCGUGUCUAAUGAGUCUUCUCAAACUUGAACUGGUAGGUUUCCUAAGGCAGUGGAGGAGUAAGGACUUGCUUUCCUGUCCUACAGAAGCAAUGAAGUCUGUUCAGCCCUGAUCUUAAGUGAGGAAGCACCUCCAAGCAGUAUGAUUUUUAAGUGCUACAUGCUACUGGAAUGAUCAUUUCUACCUGUUAAGAGAGUAAGUCCUUGAAAUCUGAAGAAAAGAACAGAAGAUCCAGAGUGCCAGCUCCCUUCCCAGGGAACUUGUUUAAGGCUAUAACUGAUUUGCCCAGAAGUGAGUGACUGGGUAUCUCUGGAAGCUGUGUAGUUUUCCACAGAAAAUAUCAUCUGUGUCCAGAAGGACCAAAAAAAGAUGAUUAUUAUAUGUCUGGUUCUUUUCCUUCACGCUUUUUAAAUUUGCUUUAUGUUAUUAAUUUGCAUCGUUGGGCAGCAUUGCUGGUUAGGAUUUUUAAUAAUAUGUUCCAAUUGUGCUCUUUCUCAGAGUGCUUGGGAAGCACUUUUGAAAGGCUGUUGACCACUGGAAGUAAGGUCCAACUCCAUGAGGUUCACAAUUCUGAGAUGCUGUCACCUCCUGGCAACUGGCUGUAGCUUCUACGGGCUCCAAAUCUCUGUUGUAAUAAAUGCUGUUGGUUGUCACAUCA
This is a messenger RNA of Numida meleagris (helmeted guineafowl), 4230 nucleotides long. RefSeq names its product caspase-8-like. Gene Ontology annotation, biological process: regulation of apoptotic process; apoptotic process; proteolysis. The coding region runs from base 2032 to 3453 and encodes 473 amino acids. The record is from RefSeq and is a predicted model, not a curated record. Lineage: Eukaryota; Metazoa; Chordata; Aves; Galliformes; Numididae. The transcript has 8 exons. Gene Ontology annotation, molecular function: cysteine-type endopeptidase activity; protein binding.